UCCGAAUGGCACAGCGCACGCGCGCAAACCAUAAACCCUAAGCCUUGCCUUUCAGCUCGGAUCCGUCUGCGAACCCGAAAUGGCUUCACGAAGGCUCUUAUGGUCUCUUCUCCGAUCAUCCCUCAGUCGAUCUCCGCCAGAAUUCCAACUUGCGACCACUUUCCGGCCAUUCUCUUUCCCGGACCUUAGCUCUCGUCUUUCUCCGAUUCCCAUUAGGAAAUUCCCUCAGACUGAGGCAUUCUCAAGAUUUGAGUCCAGUAAUGGUUUAGCCUCAGUGCUAGGAAGUUCAAGACUGGCUUUGUUUCAGCAGGCUGCUUCGCUUGUACCUCCUUUGCACAGCAGGUUUAUGUCAACGGAGACAAGUUCUGUUGGUUCUUCCUCUGAGGAUAGUUCCGCUCCGGAGCCUGAUGUGCCUCCUCGCAUCAAAUUUAAAAGAUUAGAUAAAACUGCCAGGCACAUUAUGCAGAUUUUAGACAAGGAAGCAGUAGAGGAGGUGAGAACGCAGAGAGAGAUACCUGAUAUAAAGCCAGGUUAUAUUGUGCAACUCAAAGUGGAAGUGCCUGAGAACAAGAGGCGUGCUUCUAUUAUAAAAGGUAUCGUUAUUGCAAGGCGUAAUGCUGGCCUCAAUUCUACUUUCAGAAUUAGAAGGCAGGUGGCUGGGGUUGGUAUCGAGUCUCUAUUCCCACUGUAUUCACCUAACAUAAAGGAGAUAAAGGUGCUUGACAAGAAGAAAGUGAGAAGGGCCAAACUCUACUACCUGCGGGAUAAAAUGAACGCACUUAAAAAAAGUUCAUAGCGAUCUUCAUCCUGGAGGAAUUUUUUUAUGAUUCAUAAUUUUGUUAUACUUAUUAUCUGCUUGUGUAUUCAUUUACUUGCUGCUGUUUUGUUGUCAACUAGAUUUUUGCUUCAAUGUGGCUUAUUACCACCUAACAUAUUGCAGUUUUAUUUCGUUCCUUAGAGCCUGUCGUAUUUUGGAAAGGCAAUAUAUAAGAAAUCGUAAUAAGACACAUUCAUGUUAAAAUUUUCUCCAAAGGCAUGGUAUGAUUUUUUCCUCUGUUGUAUUGAAUCAGUAAAAAAAUGGGCUGGCAUUUUAGCUGCCUUUUUGC
Messenger RNA from Gastrolobium bilobum, 1106 nucleotides. RefSeq names its product large ribosomal subunit protein bL19cy-like. Gene Ontology annotation, cellular component: ribosome. Gene Ontology annotation, molecular function: ATP binding; ATP hydrolysis activity; structural constituent of ribosome. The transcript is spliced from 5 exons. Gene Ontology annotation, biological process: ATP biosynthetic process; translation. The record is from RefSeq and is a predicted model, not a curated record. Lineage: Eukaryota; Viridiplantae; Streptophyta; Magnoliopsida; Fabales; Fabaceae. The coding region runs from base 80 to 796 and encodes 238 amino acids.